Meloidogyne enterolobii is the source of this 1719-nucleotide messenger RNA. NCBI's taxonomy places the organism in Eukaryota, Metazoa, Nematoda, Chromadorea, Rhabditida, Meloidogynidae. The record is from the annotation of a GenBank genome assembly.
AUGGGGCCUAUUCGCUGCUUUUUCCAUUUUUGUGGUUAUUCCAUAUCUAGAUGGCCUUUCUGUUUUGGUUUGAUUAGUCUGGUUGUUGUAAUUAUUCUUUCAACUGGAAUGGUUUGGAUACAAAUAAAAGAUAGAAUAAGGGACGGAUAUACACCAGAAAAUUCUCCUUCAAGACUAGAGAAUGAAGCAAUGCGUAGAUUUUGGAAUUCUUAUGGUGAUCCAAUGAAAGCACAAUUAAUGAUUCGUUCUAAAAUUCCCGAACAAAACAUGUUAUCUUUACAACAUUUAAAUGAAGCAAUUAAAUUAAUGAAUUUUUUAAUUUGGGAAUUUAAAUAUUCUGAAAAUAAAAAGAAUCAGAAUUUAACUAAAAUAUUUACUUAUUCUGAUAUUUGUUCUCCUUAUUGUGAAUUUAAUUUUGGAUUGGAACUUUUUGUGGAUGCUUUUACCCAAACAAUUGCCAGUUUAAAAGAAGAAAAUGAAAAUUUAAAUCAAAAUUUAUCUUUUCCAAUAUCAACAAUUCAUUCACUUGAUAUUCAUUUAGAUUUAUUCUUUUUUGGUGUUAAAUUGAAAGAAGAAAAUAAUGAAGAAACAAAUAAAUAUAAUAUAGAACAAAAAAUUACAAAUAUGGAAAGAAUUGAAAUGGUUCUAAUUAGAUUUCAAUCAGCCCGUUCUAGCCCUGAACGUACUCGUCAAUUAAUUAUUUGGGAAUUGGGUGUUUUUGAUUUUUUACAAAAUAAAUUUAAAAGUGAUAUUAUUGAUGCUCAGAUUAUUGGGGUUGAAAUUCUGGAAAGUGAAAUGACCCGUGAUCAUCAAGAUAAUGUCAAGUAUUUUGCUCUAGGUCUUUUAGCUAUUGCAGUUUUUGUUGGAAUUAAUGUUUUUGGAACUUCUGCAGUUUUGGGAAAUUUUGAUUUUGGUAAAACUUUUAUUGCCAUUGCUACAAUUCUCUGUCCAAUGCUAGCCAUCGGCUCCACUUUCGGAAUUUUAUCAAUUUUUGGAAUUCGAAUAAAUUCUUUUCUUUUAAUCCUUCCUUAUUUAAUUCUCGGAAUUGGCGUGGAUGAUGGAUUUCUUUUAAUGCUUAGAUGGUUCCAAUUGGCAAAACACAUUGUUGAACCGAGAAAAAGAUUAAAAUUUGUAAUUAAAGAAAUGGGGCCUUCAAUUACUGUUACUACUUUAACUAAUGUUAUUUCUUUUGGUGUUGGGGCUUUUACACCUACUCCUGAAAUUCGUCUCUUUUGUUUCGGAACAGCAAUAGCACUAACAUUUGAUUAUAUUUUACAAUUAACACUUUUUUGUCCGAUAAUGCUUUUCUCUGCUAAAUUUGAAAAUUCUUCUUCAAUUAAAAAACAACCAAAAGUUGAUUUAAUAAUUAGUGAAAAUAAAAUGUCUGCAGUAAUUAGAAAACGAAAAUAUUCGCCUUUUGAGGCUAAUAAUAAUGAUAAAAUAAAUGGAUGGAUUUAUAAAAAAUUGAAUAAAAUUAUUAAAUUAUAUAUUUAUUUGUUAAAUACAAGGUAGGUAAUUGUGAAUAUUUUUGAAAUAUUUUUUAACUUAAAAUAAUUAAAGUAUGUUGUUAAAGUUAAGUUUCUUUUCUUAUUCCCUUAUUAAUUGUUUUGAUUUUAUUAACAUGAGUUCACUUGCUUUUCGGUUCAUCCGCUUUCGGUUUUGGUCUUAUCCAAAUACCCGUGUUUAUUUAUUCAGACAUCCUCCUCAAAAUAGUUUUGC